Molecule: messenger RNA, 1617 nt
Organism: Saccostrea echinata
Lineage: Eukaryota; Metazoa; Mollusca; Bivalvia; Ostreida; Ostreidae
Product: interferon-induced protein 44-like
Exons: 7
Source: RefSeq, a predicted model, not a curated record
AUGGACAGAUCAACAGAACUACUAACGGCGGAUGAUAGGGACCAGCUGUCGCAGUGGAUUGGUAAGGCGUGCCAUUUUGAGCUGCUUUACAAAAUCAGUCGUGACGGGUGUUCAGCAUCUAAAUUUCAUCAACUCUGUGAUGAUAAAGGUCCAACAGUGACAGUUCUAUAUAACACUGACAACAGUGCAUAUGGAGGCUUCCUCCUGAAACAUUGGAACUCCUCUGGUGGUUACAUCAAAGAUGAGCAUGCGUUUCUGUUUACAUUAUACUUUAACGGUGUCAAAAGACCGAGGAAAUUUGCCGUUACCAAUACAAAUAAAGCUGCCUAUGCACAUCAAAAGUUAGGACCAACUUUUGGUGAAGCGGACAUGUCUGUGAUAAAUCCAAACAAUCAAAUAUAUGCAAUGAAAGGAGUAAACCGAGCUGGAUUUUCAACCACAAUCAGCAGGAGUAGGGCAUCUGAUAUGAUGACAUUUCAUGAUGACGUCAAUAUGUCUAUUGAACGUGGGAGUCAGACGCGAUUCUUCACGCUCAAUGGUCGGGCUGAAUUUGGAUCAGCAUUCCAAAGACCAUCUGAGAAUAUGCAUGCUAUAAAUAAUGGUCACAUGUGUGUAUUUGAUUUAGAAGUUUAUUCAGUGCAAGCUAGGAGACCCGCCGUUGUUCCUCCACAGCCACAAUUGCCGACAAAGACAUGGAGGGAACCACCACUCUGGGAUGAAAAAAAUUUCCAAACUUUGAAGCACUUUGUCUCCAAUUACAAACCACUGAAAGACAUGAACAUUCCGGAUGUUAAUAUUUUACUAGUAGGACAGAUAGGCUCUGGGAAAUCAAGUUUCUUCAAUACAGUCAACUCCAUUUUUCGUGGUGAAAUUACUGCACGUGCUUGUGCUGGAAAUUCUCCACACAGUGUGACUACGAAUCUACGUAAAUACAGAAUCAGGAACCAAGAGACGGGUGGCUAUCUUAAUUUCCGGCUUUGUGACACCCGUGGAAUAGAAGAAGAAAUGUCCAUCAAAACCCAAGACAUGGGACUUUUACUAGACGGGUAUCUUUCUGAUCAGUACAAGUUUAAUCCUAUGGCAAAUGCCUGCCAAAGGGAUCCAGGGUUUAAUUCCAGACCUUCAUUUAAGGACAAAAUUCACUGCGCGGCUUUCAUUAUAGACGGAAGUUCUGUUGAUGUUCUGCAAGGAAGCGUCCCUCGAAAAUUGUUGGAAUUUCAAUCUCUGAUGGUAGAAAGGGGCAUUCCACAGGUCGUGUAUCUGACCAAAUUGGACAAAAUCUGUCCUCUGGCUGAUAAAGAUGUACGUAUGCUCUUCUAUAGCGAGGCCUGCAAAAAAGCACUCGAGAAAACUGCGGAACUCAUUGGCCUUCCAAGGGGUCACGUGUUUCCGGUAAAGAAUUACGAAAAGGAGACUCAACUGUACACUCCUAUUAAUAUCCUAGUUCUGACAGCGCUAAGACAGACUCUUAUUUAUGCAGAUGAUUACUUAGAGGACCAGUAUGAAAUCUCUCAAACAGAAGAACAAGUCCAGCUGAUAAAUUUGAAGAAAAAAGAAUACAGUGACUCUGUAUAUGAUUUUCUGGUGAAUUACCUUACGUUUCCUACUUUGAAAACA